Molecule: messenger RNA, 1350 nt
Organism: Erythranthe guttata (spotted monkey flower)
Lineage: Eukaryota; Viridiplantae; Streptophyta; Magnoliopsida; Lamiales; Phrymaceae
Source: RefSeq, a predicted model, not a curated record
UAUUUAGUGCAGUUUUUGAUUUAGAUACCCCAUAAUAGAAGUUACUGUGAUUGUAGAUUACUUUAAAUAAAUUAAUUAAUUAUAAAAAAAAAAAGAAUUUUAGGAUGUAUGAGGGGAGGGGCAUUAAUGUCAUUUUCCAAAAUUAGAGUACAACUGACAACCAAUUAGUGGGAGCUUUACUUCAUCUUCAUCUUCAUCUUUGUGAGCACCGGGUAAAAGAAAAGCUAAACACUCUCUCUCUCUACUCUCUCUUUCUCUCUCAUGGCUUCAACACAAGCAGAAGAACCUUCUCAAACCCCCCUUCAAUACCAGACAUGGGUUCUCAAAGUUUCCAUACACUGCCAAGGCUGCAAAAGGAAAGUCAAGAAAGUACUACAAACUAUUGAAGGUGUUUACACGAUAAAUAUUGAAUCCCAGCAGCAGAAAGUGACUGUCACCGGCAACGUUGAUGCACAAACCCUGAUCAAGAAGCUCGUCAAAACCGGCAAGCAUGCAGACUUAUGGCCGCCGGAGAAGCCCCCCGCCGCCGGAAAGGACAAGAAGCCCGGAAAACAGAACACCGGCGAUAAAGAAAACGAUCCCACCAAGAGCAGCGGCGACGACAACACCGAGGAGGAGGAAGACGAGGAGAAUAUUCCGGCGGCGGCCGAGAGCAACAAUAUUCUUCAAGUGAAAGUUGAUGGUGGUGUUGGCCAAACUGUCAGGUUCGCCGGAGUCGAACCUGCUGCGCCGGAGAACAAACCGCCGGCAAAUGAGAAAUCUCCGGCCGCCGUGGAGCAGAAAGGCAGCCCCAACGGUGGCGGUGCUGCUGGAGGAGGGCAUGGUGGUAAAAAGAAGAAAAAGAAAAAGAAGAAUAGUGCGGGCGCAGGGACUAACGGUGCACCGGCAAGCACAGGAUUGGAGGCUCCGAAGGUGGUGGGUUUCAGUCAAACCCCUGGCGUUGACCAGAUGAAUCUCAGCCCUACGCAGAAUGUGUACCAUUACCCACCAAGUUACGCGCCGCCUCAUCAUCAUCAUCAACAAGCAUACGUGGUGAGCUACAAUGCGGUGCACCCCACCGUAACAGGUGCGCCUGGCUAUUACAUGCCUCCAUCGCCUUACACGUAUGCACACCAAGAUAAUGAUAAUUAUCAGGCCCAAUCUGCACCGUUGGAUUCGUUCGAGAUUUUGAGUGAUGAAAACCCUAAUGGUUGCCACGUCAUGUAGAGUUAGUGGGGGUAGAAGAAAAAUGUGGGGCAUUAUGGUAAUUUUGUACAUAUGGGGGAUUUUUUUUUGUGUUUGUGCUACUUGGAAUGUUUUCCAUGUUUUUUGAAUUAACUUCUAAAAAGUUGCAUUAAUGGUUUUUAAGCU